AUGGCGGACUACGGUCUCGUCACACAAGAACAGGAUGCAGAUACGGGGACUGCUUCCGCUGGACAAAAUGGCGUAAGGUUCAUUUCUCACAACUAUUCCUGUGCUGUUACAGGAUAUGAGGAUUUCCCCUCUCCUACAGUUUAUGCUCCAAAGCUUCCCUCUGUGUCAGUGAGUCCCUCUGGUGAAAUCAUUGAGGGCAGUUCAGUGACUCUGACCUGUAGCAGUGAUGCUAACCCUGCAGCUAAAUACACCUGGUACAAGGAGAAUGUAAAUCCAGACCUUCAACCUCUCAGUAAAGAACCACAGCUUGUCUUCAGCUCCAUCCAGUCCUCUGACUCUGGAGAGUAUUCCUGUACAGCUGAGAACCAGCUGGGGAAGAAGACAUCUGAAUACAUCUUUAUUGAUGUGAAAUAUGCUCCAAAGCUUCCCUCUGUGUCAGUGAGUCCAUCUGCUGAAAUAGUGGAAGGCAGUUCAGUGAAUCUGACCUGUAGCAGUGAUGCUAACCCAGCAGCUAAUUACACCUGGUACAAGGAGAACCAAACACUGCUUCAAAGGUCAGAAGGACAUUUUCAUUUCACCUCCAUCAGCUCUGAGGACAGAGGGCUCUACUACUGCAAGUCUGAGAAUAAAUAUGGAAAGAUCAACUCUUCAUUUCUAUUCAUUGAUGUCCAGUAUGCCCCAAAGCUUCCCUCUGUGUCAGUGAGUCCCUCUGCUGAGAUAGUGGAGGGCAGUUCAGUGACUCUAACCUGUAGCAGUGAUGCUAACCCAGCAGCUAAUUACACCUGGUACAAGAAGAAUGUAAAUCCAGACCUUCAACCUCUCAGUAAAGAACCACAGCUUAUCUUCAGCUCCAUCCAGUCCUCUGACUCUGGAGAGUAUUACUGUACAGCUGAGAACCAGCUGGGGAAGAGGACAUCUGAAUACAUCUUUAUUGAUGUGAAAUAUGGUCCAAAGCUUCCCUCUGUGUCAAUGAGUCCCUCUGCUGAGAUAGUGGAGGGCAGUUCAGUGAAUCUGACCUGUAGCAGUGAUGCUAACCCAGCAGCUAAUUACACCUGGUACAAGGAGAAUGAAGACUCACCAAAAGCAUCAGGACAGAUAUUCACCAUCACUGAUGUCAGACCUGAACACAGUGGGAAUUAUUACUGUGAAGCCCAGAACAGAAGAGGACGUCAUAACUCCACCUUACAUCUGACUGUUAUGAAAGGGAAAUCACUAUUAAUGAUGAUCAUCAUUGGGUUGAUUCUGGUGGUCCUGCUACUGAUUCCUCUGCUUCUCUUGAUUCUGCGGAUGAGGAAGAAGAAAGCUCUGAGCUCCACCACUGAACUGAAUGAACCUGUGGAGACUAUAGAGCUGGACUCUUGUCCCGUGUAUGAGAACGUCUCAGACUUGCAGGUCAACACUGGAGCAGAGACAGAUGACGAAGAGAUCUACGAAAACCUGAAGAAGAAGAAAGCUCUGAGCUCCACCACUGAACUGAAUGAACCUGUGGAGACUAUAGAGCUGGACUCUUGUCCUGUAUAUGAGAACAUCUCAGACUUGCAGGUCAACACUGGAGCAGAGACAGAUGACGAAGAGAUCUACGAAAACCUGAAGUAA
Scomber japonicus (chub mackerel) is the source of this 1596-nucleotide messenger RNA. RefSeq names its product B-cell receptor CD22-like. The transcript has 12 exons. The record is from RefSeq and is a predicted model, not a curated record. Gene Ontology annotation, biological process: cell-cell adhesion. Gene Ontology annotation, cellular component: membrane. The coding region runs from base 1 to 1596 and encodes 531 amino acids. NCBI's taxonomy places the organism in Eukaryota, Metazoa, Chordata, Actinopteri, Scombriformes, Scombridae.